Pseudoliparis swirei is the source of this 6607-nucleotide messenger RNA. RefSeq names its product phospholipid phosphatase-related protein type 4 (gene plppr4b). Gene Ontology annotation, biological process: phospholipid metabolic process; phospholipid dephosphorylation; signal transduction. The record is from RefSeq and is a predicted model, not a curated record. NCBI's taxonomy places the organism in Eukaryota, Metazoa, Chordata, Actinopteri, Perciformes, Liparidae. The transcript is spliced from 7 exons. Bases 1 to 2439 code for a protein of 812 amino acids. Gene Ontology annotation, molecular function: phosphatidate phosphatase activity.
AUGCUGGGGGCGGGAGGGGGGCCCCCGACCAAAGAAAAAUGUCAAGGCCUGCCCGCCAAGCUGCCCAUCCUGGUGUCCUCCGUGGUCAGCCUCUACUUCCUGGAGUGGGCCUCCCUGUCAGCCCUCCUCCUUCUCCAGGACCGCAGCCUGAGCCUCCCCUACGUCGACCCCCAGCGAGAGGUCGUGCCCCUGCUGGUGCUGCUCAGCCUGGCCUUCGCCGGGCCCGCCGUCACGAUCAUGAUCGGGGAGGCCAUGUUGUUCUGCUGUGUGUCCCGGAGGAGGAGCGGCGGCGGCGCCGAGGCCAACAUCAACGCCGCGGGCUGCAACUUCAACUCCUUCAUACGCAGAGCGGUGCGCUUCGUCGGCGUGCACGCCUUCGGCCUGUGUGCCACGGCGCUCGUGACCGACGUGCUGCAGCUGGUGACGGGCGCGCCCACGCCGUUCUUCCUCACCGUGUGUCAGCCCGACUACGCGGCGCUGAACGUCAGCUGCGAGCAGAACCCCUACGUCAUGGAGGACAUCUGCUCGGGGCCGGACGCCGCCGCCAUCACGCAGGGCAGGAAGUCCUUCCCGUCGCAGCACGCCACCCUCGCAUCCUUCGCCGCCGUCUAUGUUUCGAUGUACUUCAACAGCACGCUGACCGACUCCUCCAAGCUGCUCAAGCCGCUGCUCGUCUUCUCCUUCGUCAUCUGCGCCAUCAUUUGUGGCCUGACCCGCAUCAUCCAGUACAAGAACCACGCCAUCGACGUCUACCUGGGCUUCCUGCUGGGAGGGUCCAUCGCCGUCUACCUGGGUUUCUAUGCGGUGGGAAACUUCCAGCCCAGUGAGGAGGCCGGUGCCGGCCCCCCUCCAGCGCGACUCCGCCCUCCCAGCUCCUUGCCCCACAUCAGCCAGGAGGCCGUCCUCCAGCACCUGCAGAUGAAAGCCGGCAUGGCGGGAGAGCCCGGCAUCCACGCCUCCCGCUCCGAGGGCCUCCUCCACCCGGGCCUCCAGCGGUCCGACGACAGCCUGAAGCGCUCCGGCGGCGCCGUGGAGGUCAUCUCUCCCCGCAGCCCCCAGAACAAAGACCCCUAUGUGACCUUUAGCCACACCCUUCCUCGGGUCCACACGCCCCAGGCCAUGGCGGCGUACGAGGAAGCGGCCAGGCGCCACGCCGCCACCCUCCACCACGCCUCCAUGGACUCCAGCCGCUCCAAGCAGCUUCUGUCUCAGUGGAAAAGCAAGAACAACAACAACCACAAACGCUCGCUGCAGGUCCCGGACUCAUUCUCCGCCUCCGUGGACUCCUCAUCCGGCCAGUCCUCCCAGUCCUCCCAGCACCCGCAGCACCACGGCAGCACGGAGCUCCGAUCCGGCGCCGACCCGAACGGAGGCUUCGAUGCCCACGAGUACAUGUCCAAGCUGGCCACGGGGGCCAGCACCACCCUGCCCAGCAACUGCAGCGGCAUCACCGGAGGGGCCAGGAUAGCCAUGCAAUCCAGACCCGGCUCCUCGCAGCUCGUCCACAUCCCGGAAGAGGCCCACGAGAACUACGGCGCCUCGUCCCCGAGAAUGGGGGGAGAGGGAGGAGGCGACGGGGCGACGGCCAUCAACGCCGCAGUGCAGGCGGACUGGCAAAGGGCCGCGGAGAUGACCUCGGCCUGCAGGACUGACGACAACGGGCACAACACCCGGACCAUGCAGGUGAUGGCCAUGUCCAAGCAGCAGGGCCUCCUGCAGACCCACUCCAAGAGCUUGGACGAGAGCGCCAUCGGGAGUUGCCAGGGCUCCGCCCGCUACAGGGUCCUGACCGAUCAAGACCCCGUGGGGCCCGCGGGGCCCGGCUCCCUGGGGAGCACCAACAGCAUUUCGGGGAGUACCGGAGCGAUCGUCAGGGUGGAGGCGCACCCUGAGCACAGGCCGGUGAUCCAAGCUCCGUCCACCGAUGGCAGCGGCUCGUGGAGGUGGCGGUCUCUGGAUCACGGUAACGGAGGCCCCGCCCCUUGUGGAGCGGGAGGAGGAGGCGGGAGCUCGAGGCAGUCGGUCGACCACAACGACCCGAACAGAGACUCGGAAAGCUCGGACUCGAUUCGCGACGGGUCCAUCGAGCGAAAGCGCGGGAAUCACAUCGUCACCGCCUCGGCCACCGUCAGCCCGCCGGCCGCCGUAACCGCUCACACCCAGAGCGCCAGCCAGACGGAGCACAGGCUCCACCCCCAGGGCGUCUCCACCAUACGGGUGACUCCGGGGGACGGCAGCAGUGUUGGAUCCAGAGGAGGAGGCGGCGGCGGCGGGGAGAGCACUUCGGAAACGCCCUCGGUGGCGUCCAGUCGGGAAUCCACGCUGCGGAGGAAGAAAGGCCGUCACGUGAUCCUGAUCCCGGAGCGAGCCGACAGCCCCGAUAACGCACGCAACGUUUUCUACAAGGGAACGUCGACAACGCCCGUCUUCAAGGAAUGACCGGGAGACUUCACGAGAAGAAGACGUAGCCCAACGAUGCAAGAACCCCACGUCCGGGACAAGUCAGUGUUACCUGCCAUUGUGUAUAUCAUGCUAACGUUUUAUUCCGCAUGAGUUUUUUCUGCGUGUUUACACUCGGAUCACAACCUUUGUAAGUGUUGUAGAAGGAACCACCGCGUGCUGCCGCGGUCACGCCGAAGGAAACAUGUGUUAUCGUCGCCGGGGGACAGGAGAGAAACAGUUCCGUAAGUUUUGGAUAUGAAUCAUCAGAAGAAUAAAAAAAGAGGAAGUAGCACAGUGAUGUUCAAACUGUAGCAACAAACGGCAAAACUAAUUGUACCAUAGCUGUAGAACCAGUAUUUACUUCCCUGCACUGUCAAUACUGUUUGAAAAGGGUGCUACGCCAGAAAAUACUCUUUGCUAUACGACACGCUGUAUGGUUUUAAUAGAAUGACUUAUUUUAGAGUGAGCAGCAGUGACAGAUAUGUUUUGUAUUGCGUCUCUUUUCUGUACAGAAACCACUCAACAGAAUACUGUUUUGAACCAUAAGUGUGCUUAGCAUUCCUUCUGUAGCUACGAAGUCAACGAUGCUGUGACUUGCACUGAAAUAUGCGUUUCCUGUACCUUGUAUAUUGUAAACCCUGACCUUAUCUUUAAAUAUACAUCCCGUACUAACAUGUGGAUGUCCGUGCCAAUCCCAUAUCUAAAAGCACAAAAAAAGGCGGGAAAACGCAGUUGAAUAGUUUGCUUAUUUUAAACCAUGAGAUAAAUAAUGCAUUUUUUAACAACUCAAUGCAAUACUUCACCUGAAGCCACCUGACUGAAUUUGUGCUUAAAAGUGAUAUUUGAAGGCCGAAUUAAUAUUUUGAGAAAUACACUUGCUGCCGUGAAACCCCACUACCAAAUGCUAAUGCUAACGACUAGGGAUGGGUAUCGUUUCUUUUUUUUCCGAUAGCGGUGCUAAACCGGUACUUUUAAAACGAUACCGGUGCCUGAACCGAUACUUUUUUUAUAAAAAGCACAAAAACGAAGAUUGACAACGACGACAUUAAAAACCUCUUCGGCCGUAUUCCCUGUAAAAGCCGUUCUCACGGAGCACUGACAAACAACGGAUAUCGGACUGUCCCGCUAGUAGCUCGUAGCUAGCGCUAGGUAAGAGCUAGCUCCGAGCUACUAGCGGGGCAGUCUGACACGGUGCAUGCCGGUGUUAAAUGAUAGGCUGUCGUAACCUGCUGACAGGGCGGAGUCACCAGAGAAGUUCAAAAUAAAAUAAAAUGUUCCAUCUCAAUCAGCUCAGGAAGCGCCGAAGUGUGCGUUGCGUUUCGGUCCGGUCGGCCCGGUCGUAUCGGAGUAUUGUGACCGGCGUCCGGUACCCAACCCUCGUCACGACGUGGGGAGGUAUCUGGGUUUUGAGAUGCGCUGCAUGGGCAUGGAACUCUCCCACUUCAAACCGCCGCACCAAACCAAAAGAAAAACGACCUGGAACGUGUUUAGCCUAGCUUAGCACAAAGGUCUAGGUAGCUAACGUCGCAAAUCAGACGCACCACCGAGUCUCGUCUUCUGAGUCCGUCCUCGUCGCUUUGCACGUUAUUGGACGGCCGUUUUAUCGCUCGCCGGUCUAAACCUAUCAGGGACCGACUCCGGUGCCGCGCGCACGAGGCAACGCCGAUAUCGAUCGUUCUCUUUUGAUUCAGAUAGCGAACAAACAGAUUUCGCAAAAAUGUUGAAGGCGUCUAUAAAAUCGUCUUUUUUCCUAGAGAAAUGGCUUUAGAUCUUUGUUCUUUAUGAGCAGAAAGCACUGUGCUCGCCUCGUCGGAAAUCAACCUCGAUUUGUUGUACAGGUACGAUAUACACGUAGCAUUCUUUUCUCUCGACAACAAUAUACAAUAUUGCUCUUGAAUUGUGAUACCUCAAGUAUAAUAAUCACCUUCAGAUGGAACCUUGUGGGGAUCUGAGCGGAGCGGGAGACGCAUGUGACAGGUGGCGGUUGCUGGGUCCUAGCUCCCUCCGCCUCCUGCCGUACGCACUGGGAGAAAAGCACUUCUUCCAGUUUUUGUGGAGUCAUUUCCUUUUGUGCCAUAAAGCAACCAGCAGAUUUUCUACCAAAACCAAUCUAGUGAUUCUAAUGCACCGCGGAGGCAAGUAGAGACGGCCUCUGAGGACCCGUUGGGGUUCUGACAGUUACAGUUGUCUCCAAUGUCUUUCCUUUUCUUUCCUUUUUUAAUGAAAGUUUAGGGGCUGUUGUUUACGUUAUAGUGCAUAUCAUUCAAUAGUAUCUCAGUGGUUAAAUGAGCACCCACUGGAUGAGAAAUUUAAUUUGAUACAAACAGCAUCGGCACCAAUUGUGCCGUAAAAUGUCAAUAAGUCGAUACCGGAACAUUUUGCCAAAGCUAGAAUUUUUCAUUGAAAAUAAAUAUAAAUUAAAUGUAAUUUUCAGUAUUUGUAUAGCAAUCCUGCAUUAUGAUGUGUAUGAUUUAUUCUAUAGCCCGAUUACAUUUGCAUGGUCACUUUUAUAUAGUGCAUACCACCAUAUUUUUAUCAUAAAUGUCUAAAAAAUCUAAAAGAUUGAAUCCAACAAAUGUGUUAAACAGUUAGUUCUUAAUUCCUGUGUUUCAUAGUGAGAGUUAUAUGACAAUCUUUUGUAAUCUAAGUACUGUUUCCCUGUUCAGGUCUAUUCUAAAAGGCUUGUUUUCUUUUUUUAAAUUCUUUUUUUGCUUUAAUGAAAUUCAUUCUUGAAAAUGUUUAUUUGAAAUGUGUACAUAAUUUAACAAAUGUGUUGAGAAAAAUAGGUUUUGAUUCAAGAUUCAAAUUAUACCCUCAAAAAGAAAUACUUAUUUUCCAAGUAAUCCAGGUGGAUUGAAUAUUUUAAAUGCAUAUCUGAUUCAAGCUGCACCCAUCAUGUCAUUCUGGGGUGUAGCAGUAGAUAGGGGUGCCCUCUAUAUUACAGAUGUCAAACACAAGGCCCGAGGGCCAAUUCUGGCCCCCCACGUCACUUCACGUGGCCCCUGACGGCUUGAAAGACAUAUCAUCACCUUAAAGAAAUUAAAGAAAAUUAUACCCGUGCUUUUAUUUUGAAGGUUUCAAAUGAAAUGGAAUUCUGUUAGAAUAUUAGAGAAUUCUUUUUAUGUACGAUAUUUCUACACUCGAAUAAACAAUAUAUGAAUGCAAAGAGUUAUUUAACAAUAUGUUGGGGAGUAGUUUAUACAUGAUGCUGAUGUGUGUACCCCCCUGAUCUAAAUACACUACACACUUGAUACACACAAUGCACUACAGUAACUAUGUCUCAUAAGCUCUGACUUUGCUUCUGUGAGAGAAUAGAAGGAAAGACAAAUAGACAGAAAGUACAUUUUACUUAGACGCAACAUCGCCCUUCAGGACAGACAUUCCUCCAGACAUCGAAUAUAUAUAGAUUGGAUGAAUAGAAAAGAGAUAUAACUUUGAUAAUUCUAUGGCAUUGUUCUUUUAAACGAUGUGUCUGACUUAGAGGCCUCAAAGAGUUUAUAGUGCGUGGUUAGAAAUGUAGAUCCAAUAAGGAGACCAAUGGAUGCUCUCUGCAUGUGUAGCCUUGUUGUGUCGUGCCUGGAUGAGUUAUUAAUGUUUUCUGGUCCUGUGAUCAGCUGUGUGAAUUUUAUUCAGCAGGAAGAAGAAGAAAAAACACUUUAGGAGUUGAGUUCACCGUCACUUGAGUCCAAACGGGGGAAACAGGCUCAAUAGUUACUCGUUUGUGUGAUGAUCUACUUAUUGAUUGCUUAAAUAAAGUUAGUAAUCACGCUGAUUAUUCAGAGCACGUUGAUCAGGGUAGACAAACAUUUGUCCAAAUUAUUUUAAUAAAUGUUUGCUAUUGAAACCAACCAUGUCCUCCAUGUGGUCGAUUCAGAUUCUGGCUUAAAAAAAACAUAGAAAUUGUGUUGAAAUGGACAUAUUAUUAAAAAUAAACUUGCAAUUGAAGAAAAUAAAUGUGAUUAAAUAUAUUUAUAAUUGACUGUAUAUGCUGAGUAUGGAAGAUUUAAACUGCCAAACGUUUCACAUUUAAUGUACUGUGUUUUAUUUUGUACUUUUCUCACCCCUGUAUGCACUUCUGACCAAAUUAAUUUCCUGUUUAAUGAUAAAGUUACAUAUGAUUUGAUUUGAAUAAAACAAAGAAAUAAAGUGACAUAUAAUAAACAUU